CUCUAAAAAGUAUCCCAUCAGGACCCCGGAGGAGACUCUGUGUGUGUGAAGGGUAGGAUAAAAAAAGUUCUUCCAAAAUAGUGUGCACGGGGAAGAGGAUGGGGGAUUUUGCAGCCCCCGCUGCCGCCGCGAAUGGCAGCAGUAUCUGCAUCAACAAUAACCUGAACAGCAGCCUCGGCGGGGCCGGCGGUGCCGGUAUCGGGGUUAACAGCACUCCCCACGGUCCUCCUCCUCCUCCUGCCGCGGCUCCCGGUAACAAUAACGCCAGCAGCGGCGGCAUUCCCAAGCACAGCACGGUGGUGGAGCGGCUGAGGCAGCGCAUCGAGGGCUGCCGGCGGCACCAUGUCAACUGCGAGAGCAGGUACCAGCAAGCCCAGGCGGAGCAGCUGGAGCUGGAGCGCAGGGACACGGUGAGCCUGUACCAGCGGACCCUGGAGCAGCGGGCCAAGAAAGCGGGCACCGGCGGCAGCAAGCAGCAGCAUCAGAGCAAACAGCAGCAAGAUGCCGAGCCUGCCGCGGCGGAGCAGAGGAACCACACUCUGAUCAUGCUUCAAGAGACAGUGAAAAGGAAGUUGGAAGGUGCACGUUCACCUCUCAAUGGCGAACAGCAGAAUGGAGUUUGUGAUGGGAGCUUUUCUCCAACCAGCAAGCGGAUACGGAAGGAUGUACCAGGCAUUGAGGCAAUCAACAGCUUGCCCAAUAACUUGCCUUUGCCCGCUGUUUCUCCUCUUCACCAGCUUGAUAUGAAAGCUCCCCUGCAGAACAGUGGAACUCAUAAUAGCGGUCUAGAAGACUUGGGUAAGAACGGUGGGCUUUCUGAGAUAAAGCUCCCCAUUAAUGGCUGCAAUGAGCUAGAUGAUAGUUUUAAUAUCCUGCAGAACAAGGAGCUAAAGCAAGAGCCUUUGGAUGACCCCAGCUGCAUAGACACUUCGGAAACAUCUCUUUCAAAUCAAAACAAGCUCUUCUCAGACAUUAACCUGAACGAUCAAGAGUGGCAGGAGCUAAUAGAUGAACUAGCAAACACUGUUCCAGAAGAUGAUAUACAAGAUUUGUUCAAUGAAGACUUUGAAGAGAAGAAGGAGCCAGAAUUUCCCAGGCCUGCCACAGAGACUCAAGAGAGCGCAAGUGUGAAAAGCGAUCCAUCUCAUUCUCCAUUUGCUCACGUCCCAUUAGGGUCUCCCCAGGUGAGACCUUCUUCUUCUGGUCCUCCAUUUUCAAACGUCUCCACAGCCUCUAGCAUAGCUUCUGUGUCCAGUGCCCCGCCAGCCCCAAUCCCUGCCGGGUCACCAGGAAACUGUGUUGUUCAAUCACCUCAAACUCCCAGUCAGGUCCACACUCCAGGGCAGACGCAGGCACGGUCUGGAAACGGCUAUCUCAUGAAUCCAGCAGCAGCUGUGGCGGGAUCAGGACCUGGGCCUGUGAAUAUGCCAAGUGCUGACUUGUCUCCUGCUGAACAGCUCAAGCAAAUGGCUGCCCAGCAGCAGCAGAGAGCUAAGCUCAUGCAGCAGAAGCAGCAGCAGCAUCCAAAUCAAGCCUCAAGCUGGUCACCUGCAGGCCCUCCAUCUAGUCCAUAUGGAGGACCCUUCAGCGCUGACAAACCAAAUAGUCCAAUGAUGUAUCCCCAAGCCUUUAACAACCAAAAUCCAAUAGUGCCUCCUAUGGCAAACAAUCCACAGAAGACCACAAUUAAUAACUACCUCCCUCAAAAUCACAUUAAUAUGAUCAGUCAGCAGCCAAAUAACUUGGGCACAAACUCCUUAAGCAAACAGCCCAACAUGCUUUCUUACGGCAACACCAAACCUCUGACCCACUUCAAUGCUGAGCUGAGUCAGAGGAUGACCCCACCAAUGCCAAAUCCCAGCAAGAACCCUAUGAUGCCGUACAUCCAGCAGCAGCAGUCCCAGCAGCCCCAGUUGCAAGCUCAGAUGGCACACCUGAGCGAGGAACAGAAACGUAUGCUCAUCAUGAAGCAGAAAGGAAUGAUGAAUCAGUCCAUGGCAUAUGCAACACUUCCUUCCCUUGGUCAGGAACAGCAUCAAGUGGGAUUGUCCCGGGCCACCGGGCCUAUGCAGCCUUCUGUGCCAGCGGGCUCCAGCGGCGUUGUCACAGGCACAAGCUCUGGUGGUCCCUUCCUGGGAAACCAACCUCAAGCAGCCAUCAUGAAGCAGAUGCUGAUUGAGCAGAGAGCCCAGCUCCACGUGAUAGAGCAGCAGAAGCAGCAGUUUCUACGAGAGCAAAGGCAGCAGCAGCAGAUCCUAGCAGAGCAGCAGUUGCAGCAGCAGUCACAUUUGCCUCGGCAGCAUCUGCAGCAACAGCGGAGCCCGUAUCCGGUGCAACAGGUCAAUCAGUUCCAAGGUUCUCCACAGGAUAUAGCAGCUGUGAGAAACCAAGCAGCACUCCAGAGCAUGAGGACGUCCCGAAUGAUGGCCCAGAACGCGAGCAUGAUGGCAAUGGGUCCCUCCCAGAACCCCAGCACGCUGUCCACGACUGCAGGCCAGUCAGACAUGGGCAUGGCUCCUUACAGCAACGCCUCUUCCAGCCAGCCGGGAAUGUACAGUAUGAGCACAGGGAUGAGCCAAAUGUUGCAGCACCCAAACCAAAGUGGCAUGAACAUGGCACACAACACGGGCCAGGGGACGAGGCAGCCUGCCUCUGGACAACCAGUGGGAAUGGUGGGCAGUUUUGGUCAGAACAUGCUGGUAAACUCUGCUCUUCCCCAGCAUCAGCAGCAGAUGAAAGGACCAGUGGGCCAGGUCCUACCCAGGCCACAAGCACCACGACUUCAAAACCUGAUGGGCGCUGUCCCUCAGGGAACACAGAACUGGCAGCAGCGAGGCUUGCAAGGGAUACCGGGAAGGACUAGCGGUGAAAUGGGGCCCUUCAACAAUGGCACAACGUACCCGAUGCAGUCUGGGCAGCCACGGCUGUCCAAGCAACACUUCUCACAGGUGCUUAAUCAGACAGUUGUGGACACAAGUGGAACAGUAAGAGCCCUGAACCCAGCGAUGGGACGACAGUUGCUGCAGCAGCUACCUGGGCAGCAAGGAGCCAGCCAGGCCAGGCCGCUGGUGAUGCCUGCAAUAAGCCAGGGGGUCCCCACAAUGUCUGGCUUCAGUCAGACCCCGACACAGCAAAUGCCAGGUGGUAACUUUGGUCAGAGCAGCCAAGGCCAGGCCUACGAAAGGAAUCCCACUCAGGACAUAUCUUACAACUACAGCAAUGAAGGAGCAGGGGGGUCCUUCUCCAGCUUAGCAGAGGGUGCAGACCUUGUGGACUCCAUCAUUAAGAGCGGACCAGGGGAUGAGUGGAUACAAGAACUCGAUGAGUUGUUUGGAAACCCCCAAUGAAUGGGCUUGUAUAGUCUAGAGCUUUGGUUGUUACGUUUGAAAAAAGAAAAGAGAGAGGUGGAUGUUCUCCCCAUCCUUGGAUUGUUGGGUUUUCUGUUUGAAUUGGUUUGGGGUUGUUGUGUUUUCUUUUGGUUUUAAUCGUGCAAACUGAGCUGAUCUGUAGCCAACUUUGGAAGAUUCAGGGGACAAUGAAAACAUUGGCGUCCCAAGACUUCCACCAAGCAAUCUCUGUUGCCUGGCAGCACCUGCUCUGUGUGUGUGAGGGGACAGGAUGGGGAAACUGGAAAAGCCAGCUGAUGCCUCUAAUUGGGAAAAUUCGGUCUUUCCCCACGGAAACGAGGCUUCAUUGCACAGUGAUAUGGCGUGCUCCAGAUACCUCCCACCUCAUGUAACUGUAAACUCUGCAGCUUUCAGGGGAGCAGAUGAAAACAGCUGGGAGCAAAGCUUAGAGAUGUCCAUGGGCGAUUGCACAGGCCCUGGUCAGAAAUGGGCUUGACCUGGGGGGUAAGCAGGGCUUGGUGAGCCAUGGCCAGGCCCACAGGGCCAGCACUGGGCUGUCAGAAGGGAAUGUGCAGCACACACGUGACAAAGCUAAGCAGUCACAGGGAGGUCACCAUUUUGACUGCAGAGUGAUAAAAAUCCCAUAAAAGUGUAGGAGGCUAUAAAUUUGGCAGUGUGGUGAGGACAGUUUGAUUAUGGGAGUGCUGCUGGAGACGGCCUAGGUGGGUGGGUUAACUUCAUGAGCUAUUUGGUCCCCUCAGGACUUGCAGUAGAGCUUCCUUGUCAGAGCAUUUUGGUGUGUAUCUGCUGCCUGGGGAUGAAGAACAGCAGCUAUGAAUGAUAUUAAAGGGCUAAGAGGUACCAAGAGACAUCAGUGUAAGUCCUAAGCAGGUCUUUCUCUCUCCCUAUUCCCCAGUAUGUUUUCAGUUCACUUUCUUCCUCUUCUACUCUUCAGUGUAAAACAAGGUGAGCUGGCUGCACUUUUCUCAGGUGAGCAAAAACUGCCACUAAGGGGCAGGGAGGGGAGGAGAAAAGAGGCACAAGAAAAUGCACAGGGAGAGGUUGGCAUGCAGGAUGACUUUAUCCUCUGCUCUUGAAAAGUGCAAAAUUGGCAGGUAGCAUUAUUACUCUGGGGUGUCUGGGCUCUCGUAGUGAUGUUGUAUGCAACCUGAUCUUCAGUUUUAAACAGAUGUUUGGUCUAACCUCUCUGGUUUGCUGGAAUAAAAGUCAUUGCAGUAUUUGAAGAACAGGAACCAACAAAGGACUACUGUAAAGAUCAUUCAGAAAUGGGUAAAAUAAUUGGUGUAGUUGUUGCAAACAUGGGGUCUGCCCAAAUAAGCUUUUAGGUAAUAGCAACAUAUCACUGUCUCCACUGUGUGGACCUGUGCUGAGCAGCACCUUAAUGAAGUUGUGGUAUUUCUUGCACAAUAUUGAGACACCAGCCAUUCUGAAUGUCGAAAGCAGCAGCUCACAAGCUGCAGUCUGAGGCUGAGGUAAGCUGUCCUCUGAAACCCAUCACCUUUUGAAUGUCUUCAGCUGAGAGCUGCUUAUCAGGUUAUAUAGUGGUGCAUAAAAAAUGUUAACAUGAACCACAGCCCCAAAUGUCUGGGAACCUCUGGCCUGAUGGUGUCCUCUGUGAGCCAUAAGAUGUGCUCUGCAGUGAAGUGUCUGGUGUACAGCUACCAGUACCAACUACCCGGCUACUGGUGCUGCUGCUCUUUGUGCGCUGCUCUCCUUGGGCCCAGGGACACCAGGUGCUGAGCCACUGAAAUCCACAGGAGCUGAGGGGCUUGGCACCUUGCAUUCUGAGCCCUGCCUUUCCCUGUGGAGCACAGAUAGUAUCACAUUAAGGAGUGGGAGCAAAAUGGGCCUGGAACCUCUCAGUGCCCCAUUACAGUUCCUUUUUGUGCAGUAAGCCUGUGCAGGGCUUACAUAGACAAGGGGAAGUACCUGUUUUAAAUGCUCUAAUGUAGGCAGGACAAACUGCAUUUUUAACAUGGACUAGGUGGUCCAUGAGGUGAGCUUUCAAUCCAGCUUGCCCUGAUUGCUAGAUUUUUAAAAAAUGCUUAAGUUACAUCUUUUAGCUAACCCCUUUUUAAAAUACAGCACAAGGACCUAUUGCAGUUAUUUCUGAAGACAAUAUCCACUACUUCAGCAGGAGCUGGGCUGGGCCCUAAUUCAGUAAAAGAGAGCACCAGCCAAAGGUCUGGGUCCAUCUUGUGGGUAAGUGGCUCUUGGUUGGACUAGCCUGCACGGAAGGGACAGGCAAACAGUGAGAACUGGGACCCUGAAGGGAAAAGGGCACUGUGCACACGUGUGUGUCUGCAGGUGGGUGAGGGAGCGACAGGCUGGUGUGGCACAUACCUGUCCUGCCCCAUGUGACAGAGGCACAAUGGGAGGAGGAGGCAGCAAGGCCCUUGUGCUGGGGACACCGGGAAAUGAGGGUUUAGAAACACCCAAACUCCACGCGGCAGCCAAGUGCAGAUCCGUGUGCGGGAGGGAGAUACAGGCUUUGGUGAAUAUGUGGUGGUGAAGGCUGAGUCUCUUGUCUUUGUAAAGCUUCCUCCAAAUACUCUGUACUGGGACCAAGUACUAGAGAGGUAGAUUUUAAUAGAUUUGGGGUUGUGUUUUUUUUCUUUCUUUCUUACUAUGGUGCUGAUGUAUAUGUAAUGUUAAAAAAAAAGUUAUUUGUAAAUAUGUUUUUACAAUUCUACAGAUAUCACUGGGUCUACUAUCUGUAAAAUAUAUACAUAUAAAAAUAUAUAUAUAUACUGUUUGUUUAAAAUAGAGUAUUUUUAUUUCAUUCCUUAACUCAUCCUUACUGCAGUGGUAUUGCACUUCAGAUGAUGUCUAUUUACUAAUUUGUACUGUAUCCCUGACAGCAACUUGCUCCAUUUUAUUCAGAUUUUUCUAGUUUUCUGUUUUUACUUUGUACAUUAAGCAUUGCUUAUUUCCUUUUAAGACCUGUACAGAGCUCUGAAAAUGUAGAAAAAGACCUGAUGUUAACAUACCACUUUUAAAGAAAAAACAAAACAAAACAAAAAAUCAAAUAAAAGAUGGUUAUCUGAGUCAUACACAAGGCUGGUCUAUAGGAUCGUCCCUCGCCCCACUCCUGUGCCUCGGUGGGUGACCUUCCAGGGGGAGGGAGGAAGCCAGCCCUAGUUUUGGCCCCAGGUUUUCUGGGGAGCUGCCCUGGCCAGCCGGAGCUGGGUGUUCCAGGCAGGACACAGCUGGUACCUGCUGCCCCUCUUCCCCCGGGCUUGUUCCGCAGUCGGUGAACCCCCUGCAUCCCGGUGCCCCCGCUGGCGGCACAGCCGGGCAGCAGAGCCACAGGCUCUGUAGGGAGCUGGGAAGUGCUCUCAGGGGAGGACACAAGAUGGAGAGCCCAGGAUGUAGGAGACCCGUGGCUGAGAUCUAGGGAGGCAAGGUGGGGUGGAAGAAGGAAGAUGCAGUGCUGGAUGUAGAAGUUGGAAAGAUGAGAUGGAGAAACUGGGAAAGCAUGAAGACAUGUGCUUGGA
Apus apus (common swift) is the source of this 6865-nucleotide messenger RNA. It is a transcript of the gene MAML3, whose product is annotated as mastermind like transcriptional coactivator 3. Gene Ontology annotation, cellular component: nucleoplasm; nuclear speck. The transcript is spliced from 5 exons. Gene Ontology annotation, biological process: positive regulation of transcription of Notch receptor target; Notch signaling pathway. Gene Ontology annotation, molecular function: transcription coactivator activity. The record is from RefSeq and is a predicted model, not a curated record. Lineage: Eukaryota; Metazoa; Chordata; Aves; Apodiformes; Apodidae. The coding region runs from base 99 to 3347 and encodes 1082 amino acids.